Molecule: messenger RNA, 1137 nt
Organism: Toxorhynchites rutilus septentrionalis
Lineage: Eukaryota; Metazoa; Arthropoda; Insecta; Diptera; Culicidae
Product: regulator of microtubule dynamics protein 1-like
Exons: 4
Coding region: 300-1004 (234 amino acids)
Cellular component (GO): mitotic spindle pole; spindle microtubule; cytoplasm
Molecular function (GO): microtubule binding
Source: RefSeq, a predicted model, not a curated record
UCUAACUCUUUAAACCAGGCUUUCGUUGAAACUUUAGGAAUAAUAGUAUAUAGCCAUUUUCCAAGAUCAUUUUGUUCCAUUGGUUUUGCCAACUGAAUAAAGCAAUCUACCACCGAAGGAAAGCACGUAUUCAGUAGAGCUGGGAGAUAAGAGUGCGAUUCGCAACAUGCGCUUAUUGCUCUGGAUGGUCAGUUCAUUGAGGAACCAGACCGUGUACAGACGUUGAUGUAGAGAUCGGCUCAAUAGCUGAACUAACUUAUUGUACCGGUGUCAAUUUAACUAUUGAAAUAUAAGAAAACAUGUCACAACUCAACGAGAUCAUCGUUAUAGUUGAUCGUCUAUUCGAUGAGUGCAAAUUUGAGGAUACUUGUGCGUUGCUCAAACGACACGUAGAACCUCCACAGUACGAAAUUCAAUGGCGUCUCGCACGAGCAAUCUACAGCGUCUACAAAGAGCAUCAACAAACGGACAAAAAACGUGCCGAUGCGUUGAUCCAUGAGGGCUAUGAGGUUGCAUCUAAGAUGAUGGAAAUAGCACCGAAUGCUGCAAACUCUCAUCGAUUUUAUGCAACCUUUCUUCUAGAGCAAACGACCCUCGAAGGUCCCCAGCAGGCGAUCCGGAUCACGACAAAAGCUCUUGACCACAUUAAGACCGCCAAGCGGUUAGAUCCAGGGGAUCCGUUUGUAUGGUUAAUGGAAGGUGUACUCUACGGAAAACUAGCUUCACUGCCGUGGCUCGAGAAGAAAUUUAUUCAAAUGUUCAAUCGUGAAUUGGUGCAACCGACGCUCGAAGAUGCGCUCGAGUGUUUACUGAAGGCGGAACAGUUGAGGCCAAACUUUUUGGUUUUGAACAACUUUUUGAUCGGGAAAAUUUACUACGAUAUGAAGGAAUACGGGAAGGCUAAGGUGUACCUAGGCUUGGUGGCUAAUUUAGAUCCAGUCAGGACGGCUGAUGAAAGGAAUGGUAAAGAAAUGGCGGUGAAAAUGUUGAAGAAGUUGCAGUGAUAGAUUGUAGAUAUUUGUGGUAUUGCGUCAUUUUGUAUCUGAUAUGUUCAAUAGAGGAUCAACCAAUUCAAUUUAUAUUGCACAGUUUACAUUUUGUGAAAUAUAAUAUAUACUGGGAAUUUGUAAUUUAAAA